Molecule: messenger RNA, 2748 nt
Organism: Arctia plantaginis
Lineage: Eukaryota; Metazoa; Arthropoda; Insecta; Lepidoptera; Erebidae
Source: the annotation of a GenBank genome assembly
AUGUACCCCGUUGGUCAAGCUCCAGCGGGGGACACGAAUGCUGGUGCGGUGAGUGUUGCGGGGGCAGUGACCGCGGCCGCGAGCACGCCUGGUGCUGCGGCCGGGGUGCCGAGCACUGCCCCCGCAACAGGUGCUACGACUCCAGGCACACCCGCAGCAGCGGGUGCAAUGAGCCUCGUGUCACCUGCACCCCUAGCAGAACUACCUACCCUCACCUGUCCUCGUCGCCCCAAUCUCGGUCAUGAAGGGAGGCCGAUUAUGCUUCGGGCUAACCACUUCCAAAUAUCCAUGCCCAGGGGUUUUGUUCAUCAUUAUGACGUCAAUAUACAACCAGAUAAAUGCCCCAGAAAGGUCAAUAGGGAAAUUGUUGAAACCAUGGUUCACUGUUAUAACAAAAUAUUUGGAGCACUCAAACCAGUAUUUGAUGGCAGAAACAAUUUAUAUACAAGAGACCCGUUACCUAUUGGAAAUGACAAAGUUGAAUUGGAGGUUAUAUUGCCAGGUGAAGGUAAAGACAGAGUGUUUCGUGUCAGCAUAAAAUGGGUAGCGCAAGUUUCAUUGUUCGCAUUAGAAGAGGCUCUUGAAGGUCGAACGAGGCAGAUUCCAUAUGACGCUAUUUUAGCUUUAGACGUAGUUAUGAGGCAUCUACCUUCUAUGAUGUAUACUCCAGUUGGACGAUCAUUUUUCUCCUCUCCUGAAGGGUAUUACCACCCAUUGGGUGGAGGUAGAGAAGUUUGGUUUGGUUUUCAUCAAUCUGUGAGGCCAAGUCAGUGGAAAAUGAUGCUUAAUAUUGAUGUAUCUGCUACCGCCUUUUACAAAGCACAGCCAGUUAUAGAAUUUAUGUGUGAAGUACUAGAUAUAAGAGAUAUUAAUGAUCAAAGAAAGCCUUUGACAGAUUCCCAAAGAGUAAAGUUCACAAAAGAAAUAAAAGGCCUGAAGAUUGAAAUUACCCAUUGCGGAACAAUGAAGAGAAAAUACAGAGUGUGCAAUGUAACUCGUCGACCCUCACAGAUGCAAUCGUUUCCCCUACAACUAGAGAAUGGGCAAACGGUUGAAUGUACUGUAGCUAAAUAUUUCUUGGACAAGUAUAAGAUGAAAUUAAGGUAUCCACACUUACCUUGUCUACAAGUAGGACAAGAGCAUAAACAUACAUAUUUACCCUUAGAAGUAUGUAACAUAGUACCAGGACAGAGAUGUAUAAAGAAGCUAACUGAUAUGCAGACAUCAACUAUGAUUAAGGCCACAGCCCGCUCUGCUCCAGACAGGGAACGAGAAAUAAAUAAUUUGGUCCGCCGAGCGAACUUUAACACUGACUUGUACGUAAAGGAGUUUGGGUUAACAAUCUCUAACAACAUGAUGGAGGUCAGAGGUCGCGUGUUGCCUCCACCUAAACUUCAAUAUGGUGGGCGAGUCUCUUCACUCGGCGGUCAAGCGUUGCCUAACCAGGGCGUAUGGGAUAUGAGGGGAAAACAAUUCUUUAUGGGAGUGGAGAUUCGAGUUUGGGCCAUAGCUUGCUUUGCCCCGCAAAGGACGGUCAGAGAAGACGCUCUCAAAAAUUUCACCCAACAACUCCAGAAGAUAUCAAAUGACGCGGGUAUGCCCAUAAUUGGGCAACCUUGCUUUUGCAAGUAUGCAACAGGCCCGGACCAAGUUGAGCCAAUGUUUAAAUACCUCAAGAGCACUUUUGUCCAGUUGCAGCUUGUAGUUGUCGUGUUGCCAGGGAAAACGCCUGUCUAUGCCGAAGUAAAGCGCGUAGGAGAUACUGUACUAGGUAUGGCGACGCAGUGUGUUCAAGCAAAGAAUGUGAACAAAACAUCGCCUCAGACUCUAAGCAAUUUGUGCCUCAAAAUCAACGUGAAACUUGGAGGAAUUAAUUCUAUUCUGGUGCCAUCUCUUCGUCCAAAGGUGUUCAACGAGCCGGUGAUAUUCCUGGGCGUGGACGUGACGCACCCGCCGGCCGGCGACAACAAGAAGCCGUCCAUCGCCGCGGUGGUGGGCUCCAUGGACGCUCACCCCUCGCGAUACGCCGCCACCGUCCGCGUGCAGCAACACAGUUUGUCCAUUUCCAGACAAGAGAUAGUUCACGAGAUGAGUAGCAUGGUACAAGAGCUGCUGAUAAUGUUCUACAAGAGUACAGGCGGGUUCAAGCCUCACCGUAUCAUCAUGUACCGCGACGGUAUCUCGGAGGGUCAGUUCCUUCACGUGUUGCAGCAUGAACUCACUGCCGUUAGAGAAGCUUGUAUCAAGUUGGAAGCGGAAUACAAACCUGGUAUCACAUUCAUAGUAGUUCAAAAAAGACAUCACACGAGGCUAUUUUGCGCUGAUAAGAAGGAACAAUCGGGCAAGUCUGGCAACAUACCCGCCGGCACCACAGUCGACCUCGGCAUCACGCAUCCUACCGAGUUCGACUUUUAUCUCUGCAGUCACCAGGGAAUACAGGGCACGUCGCGGCCGUCGCACUACCACGUGCUGUGGGACGACAACCACUUCGGGUCGGACGAGCUGCAGUGCCUGACGUACCAGCUGUGCCACACGUACGUGCGCUGCACGCGCUCGGUGUCGAUCCCGGCGCCCGCCUACUACGCGCACCUCGUGGCCUUCCGCGCGCGCUACCACCUCGUGGAGAAGGAGCACGACUCGGGCGAGGGCUCGCACCAGUCCGGCUGCAGCGAGGACCGCACGCCCAUCGCCAUGGCCCGCGCUAUCACCGUUCACGCCGUCACCAAGAAGGUCAUGUACUUCGCCUAA